CUUGGUUCAUUGACCUUCCAGAAGGAAGAUGCCACCGUCAAAUUCAAUCUCUAGUAAGGGAUUGAAAUCCAUUCUAGUGGAAGAAAAAUGUGAUUUAGAUUAUGGAAUUGGUGGCACUCUGUUACUUCCAUCCUCAGGUUUUCUAUUAAAUAAACAACCAUCUUCCCUACUGCAAGGUGUCCAUACUUCUAACUCUCCCUGUGGAAUCCUCAUCCCCUACCUUGUGAAGCUGUCUCCAAUGGCAUCCAAAAGAAUACUGAAGGAGCUUAAGGAUUUGCAAAAAGACCCCCCAACUUCAUGCAGUGCAGGUCCUGUAGCUGAGGAUAUGUUCCAUUGGCAAGCGACCAUCCUGGGUCCAGAUGAUAGUCCCUAUGCCGGUGGUAUCUUCCUUGUUACCAUCCAUUUCCCACCUGAUUAUCCCUUCAAACCUCCCAAGGUUGCCUUCAGGACCAAGGUAUUCCAUCCAAACAUAAACAGCAAUGGAAGUAUCUGCUUAGACGUACUCAAAGAACAAUGGAGUCCGGCUCUCACCAUAUCUAAGGUUCUGCUCUCCAUUUGUUCACUUCUAACAGACCCUAAUCCAGAUGACCCGCUGGUCCCUGAGAUUGCUGAUUUGUGCAAGACUGACAAAGUCAAGUAUGAAUCGACAGCCCGGAGCUGGACCCAUAAGUAUGCCAUGGGCUAACCCUCCUCCCUCUAUGGGUGCCCUAAUCUAGUUAAAACUGUGACACGUACCCCACUGCCUUUUUAGCUUGGAAUAAAAUGAUUUGCCACUU
Messenger RNA from Rubroshorea leprosula, 776 nucleotides. NCBI's taxonomy places the organism in Eukaryota, Viridiplantae, Streptophyta, Magnoliopsida, Malvales, Dipterocarpaceae. The record is from the annotation of a GenBank genome assembly.